AUGGCCACCACUUUAUAUACCGCCAAUGAGUUUGUGCUAUUCUCAGUUCCAUCAAGCGCUAAACCUAUUAGUGCGUCAGGUCUAGACACUGAUGCUUGGUUGCAACAACAAUUAUUAGGCGGUAAAGCCUUUGUUUCAAAGUUUGAAGUACCUGAAUUUAAGAUUGGUUCUUUGGAUACUUUGAUUGUUGAAUCUGAAGAGUUAAAUAAAAUAGAUAAUCAAAUCGGUGCUUCUAUUGGUAAAAUCAUAGAGAUAUUGGCAGGAUUAAAUGAAGCUAACACUAACGAAUAUAAGACUAUCCCAAUUAAUAAUGUUCCAGUACCAGAAUAUUUAGAAAACUUCCAUUGGCAAACAAGAAAAUUUAAAUUAGAUAAAGAUAUUAAAGAAUUAAUAAGUUUGAUCUCAGGGGAAUCCUCCCAACUAGAUGCCGAUGUCAGAGCAACCUAUACAAACUAUAAUAAUGCUAAGACUAACUUAGUCGCCGCAGAGAGGAAACAAACCGGUGAUUUAUCAGUUCGUUCUCUUCAUGAUAUAGUGAAGCCAGAAAAUUUUGUCUUACAUUCUGAACAUUUAACUACCAUUCUUGUAGCUGUACCAAAGGCCUUGAAGGGUAAAUUCGAAGAAUCCUAUGAAACUUUGGCUAAGAACGUUGUCCCAGGAUCUGCCUCUGUAUUAGCUCAGGACUCUGAGUAUAUUUUAUACAAUGUACAUCUUUUCAAAAAGAACUUACAAGAAUUUAUCACAUCUGCUAGAGAACAAAAAUUCGUUCCACGUGAAUUCAACUAUUCUGAGGAAUUAAUUGAUGAAUUAAAGAAAGAGCAUGAUUCUGCAGCAAGUUUAGAACACUCUCUACGUUUACAAUUGGUAAGAUUAGCCAAGGCUGCUUAUAUCGAUGUAUUUAUGAAUUGGUUCCACAUCAAGACCUUACGUGUUUAUGUUGAAUCUGUAUUGCGUUAUGGUUUACCACCUCAUUUCAAUACAAAAAUCAUUGCCGUUCCACCAAAGAUGUUAAAUAAAUGUAAAACUGAAUUGAUUACAGCUUUCGGUUUCUUAGGUGGUAACGCUUUCGCAGUGGAUAAGAAUGGUAAGAUUAGUAAGGACGAUUCUAACUUACACCAAUACGCAUCUCUGGUAGAUACUGAGUAUGAACCAUUUGUUAUGUAUUCUGUAACUCUGUAA
This is a messenger RNA of Maudiozyma saulgeensis, 1179 nucleotides long. The record is from the annotation of a GenBank genome assembly. NCBI's taxonomy places the organism in Eukaryota, Fungi, Ascomycota, Saccharomycetes, Saccharomycetales, Saccharomycetaceae.